Messenger RNA from Strongylus vulgaris, 316 nucleotides. Lineage: Eukaryota; Metazoa; Nematoda; Chromadorea; Rhabditida; Strongylidae. The record is from the annotation of a GenBank genome assembly.
UUAGAUUUUCAAAGAGUACUACGAUGUGCUUCUUGAUGCUAAGAAAGUUUACGCGCUUGGCGAUUUAUCAUCUGAAGCCGUUGUGGAUUAUAUCACAAACAUGGGAAGGAUCACUGCGGCAUUGCGCGAUUUUAUUUUCGUACAUCGGGUCCAAAUCCUGAAUUACCACGACUGUGAUGUAGACCUCAAAAACUUCGAAAGUUUGUACAGGGAAGGUGGCGCGGAUAACCUUGAAAUCCAUGAACUAAUGAAACUGAGGAAGUUGAUGCUUAGCGACAUACUUGAUUACGUGAGUAUUCACGUAGAUUUCCUUUAA